Molecule: messenger RNA, 1589 nt
Organism: Gloeophyllum trabeum ATCC 11539
Lineage: Eukaryota; Fungi; Basidiomycota; Agaricomycetes; Gloeophyllales; Gloeophyllaceae
Exons: 7
Biological process (GO): DNA-templated transcription
Molecular function (GO): DNA binding; zinc ion binding
Source: RefSeq, a predicted model, not a curated record
CCUGCUCGAUCUGUGCUUCAAGUUCUUCACGUCCUGGUGCAUGCGCGUCGUACCGGAGCUUUUCCUGCGCGACAUGUACGUCUUCUUGAGCGUAUCCGAGACAGAGCCGCCGCCGAAGACGGCACACUACUCACCGAUGCUGCACAACGCGCUCCUCGCGCUCGCGCUCGCGUUCUCGGACAAGCCGCACCUGCGCGACGUUGAGACCCGCCGGCGCUUUGCCGCGCAGGCGAAGAAGGACAUCGAGACGGAGUGUGAGCGGCCGAACAUCAGCGUUGUGCACGCCCUCUCGCUCAUCGGCAGCUUUCAUUCGACCCAGGGGGAGCAGACGCUUGGGUACAUGUACUUUGGCAUGAGUAGCCGGAUGAGUCAAGCGUUGGGUCUUAGCAUCGACUGUUCACCAUGGGUGAAAUGCGGCGUAAUCACAGAUGACGACAUGCUCGCCCGAAACUGGGCCUACUGGACAACAUUCUCUCAGGACGUUUGCUGGUCUCUCCACGUCGGCAGGGAGUUCUGCGUGCCCGAGCCGUCCGACAAGCAGAAGAUCCCGGUGCCUUUCGUUGAUUCCGAGUUUGACCAGAUCACGUACAUGUGUCCGGAACCGUUCUUCAAUGUUCCGGCGCAGCCCAGUCUGCUAUCAAGCACGUUCGCUGCGAGCUGUGACUUGCUGAAGAUUGCUAGGCGGAUCAUGGAGAUUGUGAACGGCUUGACGAAUAGGACACGGUACGAAACGCAACUCAAAUUGAUCAGCGAGAUUGAUUUGCAGUUGAAUGGGUGGAAAGACGCGCUCCCGAAGGACCUCGACCUGACGCACUCAAACCGGAUCACCGCCCUCCCCCACCGAUUGAUGAUGCAUCUGGCCUACUGGUGGUGCUUUAUCCUCCUGCACCGGCCCUUCUAUCGCCGGCCUCGUCCUGUUCACGGCACAGCCGUGCAAGAUCUCGACCACGUGAAGCUCUGCAACGCCGCUGCCAACGAAGUCAUGAAAAUCCUCGAAACCUGGUCGACGCUCUACUCGCUACGCUACGCGCCGAUCACAGUCAUCCAGGUCGCGUACUCCGCCGGCACUGUCUACACACUCUCGUCUGUGCAGGCGAUGGCGCGCCCGCGUCUCGCCGAGGUCGCCCUUGCCACCGCCGUCGGCAAGGCGGAGCUGUGCAUCUCGUACUUGAGGGAGACGGGCCGCAGCUGGGAGUGUGGGAAUCAGGUGGCGGAUAUAUUGCAGGGUUUGCUGCAAAAGCAGCUACGUGCACGUUUGGAGAUGCGUGCGGUGGACCGCCCGAGGUUGCUGGUGCAGACGCAGAUCGCGCACUCGCAGCCUCACUCUCACUCCCACUCGCAUCCACACUCGCACGAUCAGUCCCAGCCUGAUACGCGGUCUCCGCCGGUAGCGCACCGCCCCCCUGAACUUGACUACUCCCACCCGUCUAUGUCUUCCGGCGCCGGUUCCUCCCUCUCCUCUCCAACCUCGCUGUCAGACCCGACCAACACUAUGCAAUACCUUCUCUCCCACUUCGGCAGCGACAACUCCUCGACCUUCCCACACCAGCCCGUGCCCGACGACCCUGAUACAACAAUGUCGUGGCCGC